UGGAGGGAAGACCCAGAGAGCGGAAGUGUCUUUUUUACCGGAAGUGUCUGUGUGUUGUGAUGGAAGAGACGCAUGUGUAAAAAGUCGAUGCAUGAAGGCAACAGCUACGUUUGCUCCGAAACCCAUCUGCAAUAAAAGAUGACAGCCCAGGAGGUACGACUGUGUGGUCUUCUGAUGCGAGAGCAUUUCGGGGAGGUGGUGGAGAAAGUGGGAACACACCUGCUCAGAAGUGGUGGCCAACAUUUACGAGCCAUUGUUCAUGAAACUGGAGUCUCAGCGGACCUGGUAAAGAAGUCUUUAUGCGUGCUUAUGCAUCACGGAGCGUGUUCGUUCAUCUCUGGUCGAAAGGGACCCGGCAGCCCCCCAGAGUAUCAGGCAAGCUGCGAUUGCAUUCUGAGGAUUCUGCGAUACCCACGUUACAUCUACACCUCUAAAACCUUGUACGGUGACACCGGAGAGCUGAUCGUUGAGGAGCUGCUUCAGAGGGGUCACAUGACGAUGAGCGGCACGGUCAAGACAGUCGCUGACCGCCUCAGUCAGAACAUGGAGGAUGGGCAGAGCGUUGAUUACAGCGAAGUGUCGUCUGUCUUUUCUAAACUGGUGGAGACGCAUUUCCUGCAGCGCUGCCCUCCGUUGGACGGAGCAGGAAUGACAGCCAGCAGCACUCAAGCCGGCCCCAAUCCCACUGCAGCCGCCUCCAGCUCCACCCUGCCCAACCCAGAGAGUUUCUCCGAGUGCUAUAAGGUGCCUCAUGUGACCCUCGUCGGGCGGGGAAAGCGCCAGCUCGCCACCGAGGAGGGAGAAGAGCAAAGGAGCGCAAAAAGAGCCAAAAUGGAGCCAGAAACUCAUGGUGACGAGGGGAUCUACUGGCAGGUGAACUUUACGCGGUUUCAUCAGCACUUCAGAGACCAGGUGAUCAUCAGUGCCGUGGCCAGUAAACUGGAUCAGACCAGCAGUGAAAUAGUGAGGACCAUCCUUCGGAUGAGUGAGGUGACCACUUCGCCCACGGACUCCUGCACGAAGCCCCUCUCAGCCAAUGAGAUCUUUAGGUCCCUUCCUUCCAGUCACAACAUCCCCAGGCAGAUCCUGGACCAGUACCUGACUCUACUGGUGGAUGACCCGAUGGAGUUUGUGGGGAAAAUUGGCGAAAGUGGAGGAGGCAUGUUUGUCCUCAAUCUGCACCGAGCAUUAGCCAACCUGGCACGAGCCACGCUCGAGUCCAUCGUGCAGGAGAGAUUUGGCUCGCGAUCUGCUCGCAUCUUCCGCCUGUUGCUGCGGAAACGACACCUGGAACAGAAGCAGGUGGAGGAUUUUGCUAUGAUUCCGGCGAAGGAGGCUAAAGACAUGUUGUACACGCUGCUUUCACAGAACCUGGUCCAGCUACAGGAAAUCCCCAAAACCCCGGACUUUGCUCCCUCCCGCACCUUUUAUCUCUACACCGCCAACCAGCUCCCGACAGCGAGGAUGCUGCUGCAGAAAUGUUACAAGACGGUGUCCAACCUCGUAGAGCGACGCCUGUUCGAGACCAAAGAGAACAAGCGGCUCCUGGAGAAAUCCCAGCGAAUCGAAGCCAUCCUGGCAUCUCUGCAGGCCAGCGGGGCCGAAGCCGAGCAGCUGACCGAGGUGGAGGAGAUGAUCAGCGCUCCAGAGAAGCAGCAGCUGGAGGUUUUAAAGCUUCAUGUCAACAAGCUAGACUCAGCAGAGAACCAAGUAGAUGAAACCAUCUUCCUUCUGGAGUCCUACAUCAACUCCACGUGUUGAACUUCACGGCUGGGAUGUUUCUGUUAGAGAGAGAAUCUGAUUUUUUUUAUGCAUCAGUGUUGAAUAAACUGAACGACACUUGU
This is a messenger RNA of Nothobranchius furzeri (turquoise killifish), 1844 nucleotides long. It is a transcript of the gene polr3c, whose product is annotated as polymerase (RNA) III (DNA directed) polypeptide C. Gene Ontology annotation, cellular component: RNA polymerase III complex. Gene Ontology annotation, molecular function: single-stranded DNA binding. NCBI's taxonomy places the organism in Eukaryota, Metazoa, Chordata, Actinopteri, Cyprinodontiformes, Nothobranchiidae. The record is from RefSeq and is a predicted model, not a curated record. Gene Ontology annotation, biological process: DNA-templated transcription.